Lynx canadensis (Canada lynx) is the source of this 7460-nucleotide messenger RNA. It is a transcript of the gene EXD3, whose product is annotated as exonuclease 3'-5' domain containing 3. Gene Ontology annotation, molecular function: 3'-5' exonuclease activity; nucleic acid binding. NCBI's taxonomy places the organism in Eukaryota, Metazoa, Chordata, Mammalia, Carnivora, Felidae. The record is from RefSeq and is a predicted model, not a curated record. The transcript has 23 exons. The coding region runs from base 480 to 3101 and encodes 873 amino acids. Gene Ontology annotation, biological process: nucleobase-containing compound metabolic process.
CUCCCCAGCCCGCGGCGCCUCCGGCAGUGUGGGUCUCGGUGCGCCGGGGAAAGCCGUCCGGGCCUGCCGCUACCGCCGCGGCCGGGCCAGGGUUCCGGGCGGACCCCGCGGGCUCAGAUGCCCUGAAAGUUGGAGUGAUUACUGAGCCUAAGAUUCUUCCAGCUCUGAAAUUCAGCUGCUGACAUGUUGUUUCGAAAACUUACAUCUGCUAAAAUCUGUUCCAAGUAGGUGCUUCAGCGUUUGGAGCGGCCGCGGCCUGAGGACCGGUCUGAAGCUGGCCUCUGCAGGGGGCCCUGGCACCCUCCCCAGACGUGCAGUGGCUGUGGCAUCGGAGGGGAGGCCGCCCAGGCUCCUGCCGCCACCAGCUGCCUCCCUGUCAGCUUUACGGGCAGACCCGCUAAGGUUGUGUGGAUCACACAGUUCCUGCCUCAGUAGAAGAGUCCAGAAAAGGGAACCAUUUCCUCAGCGCCGCCUUGAGGAUGGACCCGGCAGACCCUCCUGGCGACCCCGCUGCCGGCGACCCCGCCGCUGGAGACACAGACCCCGCCGGCGACUCCACUGGCAGCGAGCGCCGUUGCACAGGCCAGGACCCACUCCUGUUCCGGCAGGCCCUGCAGACACUGUGGUCCACGCGAGAGCUGCGGCAGCUCCGGGAAGAGGCCUGGCGGGGGUUUGCUGCCCUGGAUGACCCACUGACCGGACUCCUGGACAUGCUGGAAGGCAGCCAGGCCUGGCAGCGGAAGGGCCCCUCCCUGGAGGCCUGGGUAGUCUGUGAGCUGCACCGCUGGCUGCAGGCACGGCCACUCCCUGCGCCGGCCCAGCACAGCUCAAGGCUGCAACAGCUACAGGCCCGUGCAGUCAGGGUCCUCGCCAGGAGCCCCCCUAGUCUCGUGGAGCCACUGGUCAGCAUCUUCCAGCUGCAGGACGCAGACCGGAGCCCCCUGCUGACUCACAUCCACCAGCUCCACCAGGAGGGCAAGUUCAAAGAAGCUGUCAUGCUGGGCUCCAGGCUGAAGUUGCAGCCAGCACUUGAUGUUGAAAAGAUGUGCACCCCACUGCUCCUCCAGGACAGAGUGAGCCUCGUGGAGCGUUAUGUGGCCGGCUUCCCGGACCUCCAGAGGAGGCUGCUGGCCCUCCUGGACUCCUGGUGCCGGCCCGGCUUUGACAUCGGAGUUGUUGCCAGGCAGCACCCACAGGUGACCUCGAGGCUGGAGAGGCUGAGUCCCAGAGUGCUAAGUCGGCGGGUCCUGAGCCAGCUGGAGCGGCUGGGCCUGGACCCGGCUCUGUGUCCCAACGCUGCCACUCAGCAGCGCCUGGCCGCCCUGCGCUACCUGUGCUACAAGCGGUUUGUGGAGAGAAGUAUGUCUCAGGAGAACUGGGUGGACCACGUGCAGGGCCUGGUGGGCCGGGAAGAGUGGCCCCAAGAGAUGGUAGUGCGGCUGCUGGCCUCCCCCGGCAACGAGGCCGUGGCCGCGCAGUGCGCCCUGGGCCUCUCAGUGCCCGAGGAGCAGCUGCCAGCCACAGUGGCUGCCGAGCUCCGCCGGCUCGAACUCCAGGAGAGGGUGGCCAGGGUGCCUUUGGAGGACAGGAAGGGUGAUUACUACCAGCUGCCCAUCGCCAGGGAGGACAUCCACUUCCUGGCCUCUUGGGAGGACUUGGCCAGGCACGAGGAGGCGUUGCUGCAGCCCGGCCAGGUGGUCGGGGUAGACGUGGAGUGGAGACCCUCGUUUGGCACGGGGGGCCGGCCCCAGGCAUCAGUCAUGCAGUUGGCAGUGGAGGGCCGCGUGUUCCUGCUGGACCUGCCUGUGCUCUCGCGGCCAGCGGGAGGGCAGGUGUCGAAGGCCUUCUCCAGGCUGGUGUCCCGGCUGCUCUCGGACCCCUCCAUCACGAAACUGGGUUACGGGCUGGCGGGGGACCUUCGGAGCCUGGGUGCUUCCUGCCCGGCCCUGGCGCACGUGGAGAAGCAGCUGUGGGGCGGCCUGGACCUGCUGCGGGUGCACAGGCAGAUGCGGGUGGUGAACAUGCCAGCUGGAGGCACGUAUGAGGCCAGGGGGCUGCGGGGCCUCAGCCUCCUGGUGCAGCAGGUCCUGGGCAAGCCCCUCGACAAGACGCAGCAGCUCUCUAACUGGGAUCGGCGGCCGCUGAGCGAGGGGCAGCUGGUUUACGCAGCUGCUGACGCCUACUGCCUGCUGGAGGUGCACCAGGCGCUGAGCAGAGAGCCUGCCAGCUUCUCCCUGUCUGAGGACCUGGCCAGGAGCCUGCAGCCAGGGUGCAGUGAGAGACCCGGGGCCCGGGAGCCGCCCCGCCUGCAGGAGGCCUCAGCCCUGCCUUGGCAGGUGCCUGUGGCCGAGCUCGAGGACGCCGCUCCAGAGGUCCCGGCCAGGGCCUUCCGCGUGGUGUGCGACAACAUGCUGCAGGGGCUGGCAAGGAGCCUCCGCUGCUUGGGCGCGGACGUGCGCGUGCUGGGCACCAACGAGGACCACCGAAGGGCAGCUGAGGUUGCCAGGCAGGAGGGAAGGAUCAUCUUGACGUCGGGGCUGCCAUACCACAAGCUCCGGGCCCAGGUCGGGGCUGGGCGCUGCCUCUGGGUGGACUGCUCCCUCAAGGCCCGUCAGCAGGCCAAGGCCGUGCUCAGGCAUUUCAACGUUCGAGUCACCCACGCAGACAUCUUCAGCCGCUGCCAGGCCUGUAACUGUGACCAGUACCUGAAGGUCUCCAAGGACAUGAUGAAGCAGCUGGUGAGGCUCGGCAGCCGCCCGGAAGGCCCCAGCAUCACAGGUGAUGAGGCCACCCAGAGCGAGGACAUAGAGGAAGCAGGCUCGGCCCCAGAGGAGGCCCCCGGGGGCUGUACCUACGACCCACCUUGCCGCUGGCUGGAGGCCGCAGACCUGCGGGCUGGUGCGCCUGCCACACUGGCCAGUGGCACCCGGCUGCAGCUGGCAGGCGUCCCGGAGGGCGUGCUGCGGCGGCCGGGGCUACGCCAUUUCUACUGCUGCUCUGGCUGUGGCAAGGUCUUCUGGGAGGGCUCCCACCUGUGCCGCGUCACCUCGCAAUUCAGCCGGAUCCUGAGCAGCGCCUCCAGCUCCUGGAAGCAGAGCUGAGCCCCCAGGCCCACGGGCCCGCCCGCCGCCAGCAACACAGUAAUAAAAGUCCUGAGCUGCACGGGCCUGUGGCCGUGGGCUCACUGCACACACCUGGGCCUGGCCCUAGGUGCACCUGUGGCCGUGGACUCAUUGCAUGCACCUGGGCGCCAGCCCCAGGUGCAGAGCUAGGACCAGGGUGGGAGGGAUGAAAGUUCUUGCACAAGGUCAGGACGCUCGGACCCUGAGCCGAGAACCGCCUGAUACUCGGGAAUGAGGCCGACGGAAAGUGGGAAGGACACGCCUGGCAGAGGAAAUGGCCUUCACAAAGGCCCGGGGCUGGGACCCAAGCGGCUCCCGUCAGUGGGGCGGGGGGAGGCGGGGGCACACAGGCCCCCCACGCACUGGGGGCCCACUCCCUUUGCUGCGUGGGUAAAUGCCACCCCCCUCUGCCCCACCUUCCUGGGCUCCUCAGACCUUCGGGGAGGCCUCCAGUUCCAGGGAGUGUAGAUGGUGGGACCCCGCAGGGCCAGGGCCCUUUAGGCCAGAUGUGGCGGGGGUGGGGGUGGGGGUGGGGGUGGGGGGCUUCCUGGGGAACAGGGCCCAGCCCUCUGUGGUGCAAGAGGCAGGGCGGCCACCCUCUAGGAGGGCAUCCAUUGUGUCUGGAGGGCCAUGCCUGGAGGGGAGGCCCACCUCUGCAUCUGCUGCCCUCGCCGCCUCACCGGCCGGAGUGUGACCCCACAUGGCUUCUUCCCCCCGCCCCAACCCGGUCGAGGUGGCCUCCUCUCAUGAAACAGAGUGGCAGCCGAAGCCACAAGGGGGCCCUGCACAUGAGAGCGUCCACCCUCACAACUGCCGGAAACAGCCACUGCUCCACCUACUCUCUGGGAAACUGAGGCGCAGGCGCCCGUUGCCGGCACCCGAGGGCCCCGGGCACCGGUGCCAGGUGGGCGGGGAGAGGGGCCUAGACUGCAUCUUGCCCUGGCCGCCUCCUCCUGGCUCACUCCCUAGGAAUGUGCCCCCCCCCCCACCCCCCACAUCCCUUUCCUGUCCUUCCUGCCUUGAGCGGAAACCAGCUCAGAUUUGGCCCGGGAACCCAGGCGGAAGCCUCAGGGCCGGGGAGCCCGGGGGGGCGGGGCGGGGCUGCCGCCUCUGCCCAGAGCGGGUGCACCUGCAGGCCCAGGUGUGACGGCCUCAGGUACCAGGUGGGUGCUGGCAGUGCCAGGCCUACCUCUGCCCCCGCCUGGGCUGGGGGUCAGGCCCAAGAGUAUGAGGCUGGGGGCUCAUGCUGAACGCCAUGCACCCAUCCUGCCACACUGCCCAUCAUUUCCUUUCCCUGAAAACGCCCACCUCGUGCCAGGCGCUGGCCCACCCGGCCCCGCAGCAACCUUGGGGCCAGCCGGACCAGAUGCUACCGCACAGAUGGAGGGAGGGACUCGGAGACUCAGGACAGGACCGGGCUGAGCAGGGGCACCGUGUCAGGGCCAAGCGUGCAACCCUGGCUGCCCCCACCCUUCGGUCACUGCUGAGCCCGAGGGCCACGUGGGGCUGUGGGGGCGAGCGGACACCCCACCAGGGCUCGGGACCUUCUGUGAUCGGGGUGCUGCUUCCGAGAGCCAGACCACUGGCCCGCGUCCUGUCCUGGGAGGCAGCCCUGACCACGCUCCUCCCCUAGCAAGGUCAGGAGGAAACCGCCAGGGGUGCCGGCCCCACUGCCCAACCCAGCUGCUUCCUGAAGACUCUGGAGACUCUGUUCUGACCCAAGGCCCUGGUGGUGGUUGCAGCUGGUCCUCAACACAAGGAGGCCAGAGCCAGGGACCAGCACGGGGGAGACAGGAGACCACGUGUCCUUCCUGUCCCUCCAGGCAGGCCCGGCCCCAGCACCCCACUGCCCCGCGCACCCUCUAGAGGGAGAAGAGGGCGACUGCGUGGGGCCUCUUUCCCAGUGUGCCCCUCACAGCUACACGCGUACCGUCCAGCCUGCCUUCCCACCUCCCCACCCCUCUGCUGCCCAGACUGGCCGUGUCCCCCCGGAAACCCUCCCAGGCUCACGUACUCGCUGCCAGCCCAGCCCAGCCCCACGGCAACCCCAUCCUAGGCCCCAGCCCCUGACCCCUGGUCCUGAGCCAUCAGGAGGUCAGCCCAAAAAGCCUUCUGAGGCCCCAGGACUGCCUCAGGCCCCCUCCCAGGCUAGGGGUCAGGCACCACGCCGACAGGGUGGGCUACGGCCCUAGUGCCAGGCCGUGCCCUAAGCGGCCGCGCAGUGAUUGUCUGCCACAGUUCCUGCCCCGGGCGUCCUUCCUCCGCUCUGGCCGAGGGCUGAGUGUUUGUUAUUUGAUCUCUAUCCUCUCUCGGCCCUUCUACCAGGUGUCUGGGCUGCUGGGAAGAAACACUCUCCUCUUUCCCACGCUCCCCGACACAUUUUAAUGAAUUAGCUGGAAGCCCCGCCCCCACUGCCCGCCUGCCUGCUCACCCUCCCUCCCCCGCCUAGUGCCUUUAAGGUGGCCGCAGGCCUUGGCCCAGCUCUGGCCAGCCGCCUCUUCUGCGCUGUCCUCCCCAGGCCGCUCCACCCAGACCUUCCCAGCCCAUAUCCCAGAAUGCUCCCCAGGCCGCUCCACCCCUGCCCACAUUGUUCCCCCCCCCCAACACCCACUGCUGUGAGCCUCUAAAGGAAGGGGGUCCCCAGAGAAAGAAGGGGGCCCUCUCCAACUCUGGCCUCCACCCACCACGGCCCUUCAGGGUGGCACUCCUGGGCCAGCAUCCUUGGAGCCAAUGGGGAGAAGGACGGGGUCCUGCCGCAUGGUCAGGGUCGAGUCUGUCCCCCCAGACCCCAGGUCAGGGGUUUCUCACUCAGAGCCAGUGAACUGCUUAUCUAUACAACACCACCAAGAAACCCCACCCACACCGGAGAGGGGCUUCUCUGGGCCGCAGGGCGGGGCCUGGCUUCCCCAUUCCCUCCAAGGCAUUUGGAACAAAUGUCCUCCUUUUGGACCAUUCCUUCAGCAAACACCGAAGAAGAGCUUACUGGGAGCCAGUGCCCUGCAAGCCCCUCUUCCCCUCCUGUCCUCAAAUGGGGCAACUCCCAGGGUGUGGACCACAGCGGCUCAGACCAGAAAUACCCUCCCAGCCACGGCACGGCCACGGGAAUCCCAUCGGCUCCCCAGAGAUAGUGUGACUGUCACCCGAACCCCACAGUGGCAGACCUGGCUACACCUGUCUGACCCUCACGCGGAGCCCUGGGUGGGGCAGGAGGCAACAUCAGGCUAGACUCCUGUGGCCGCUCUGUCCCUGCGGGGGGCACCCAAGCCACCGAUUUCAUGCCCCAUGGUGGUGGCCGUGCAUUCCCACACUGAGCUCACAGGGCCCCUUUGUCUGCCCACCCCAAAGCCUGCGCGGGUGUCAAAGGGACAUUUCACCCCCGGGCUCUGCUCCCGGGCCCUACAGGGUCUCCAGAUGCCCUUCUUCAGGUCAGGGGACCUGAACCCACCUGCGCUGGGGCCUAUGAACCCCCCACCUUCUGGGGAUAGCCCUGGGCACUGUCCAGAGGUAAAUACAGGCCCCAGGGGACAGGGCCUAUGCCCUCUUCCCUGAUGCUGGGAAGAUGCAGGGAAGGGGGUGCUGGAGGUGGUCAGGGCCCCGCCCUCGAGGGGUUCACAGUCCAGCAGGCUCCCUUACUGGGCCCAGGGACCCCAUCUGGCAAGAUGAGUGGGGCAAGGGAGGGGCUGUUGACACCGGCACCCCACCCCCACCCCCACCAGGUCACAACCUCAGCUGAACCUAGCACGGGGCCUGGUUCAGGACUCCCGCCUCAGGCCAGGGCUUACCCACCUACACUGUGGGGAGCUCCUGGCGGGAGCAAGACUGAGCAGAAGAGCUGGACCACCAGCCUCGGGAAGACCAGAGGGAGGGACUCGGGGAGCUCUGGCUGCCAGGAGGGCCCCGAGAGAGUCCACAACGGUCAGGUCUGAGGGCAGCUGGCCAGAGGCAGCCAGCCCUGGGGUGGCCUUACCCAGUUUUUCCUGUGAUUCUGCUGUGACUCGUUCCAGAGCACAGAGCGAGAUGGGGGGCACACACCUACCCACAUGUGUCUCCAAACAUGGGGCACACCAGGCAGGUGCCCACGGGAGCCCAUCCCCAAACAAGGCCUGACGGGGGGGGGACUCCCGGGCUGAGGCCCAGGGCCGCCUCCUCGGGAAUUUCCAGCCCGCUUCUGAAGGAAUUGAAGUUCCUGUGUGCUGCCCUGCUGCCCUGGGCCUCCUGCUCCGAGAGUCAUUCCUGCUCGAUUUCCAGCCACCAGAGCCCAGCUAUAAACUGUAAAAUCCUAGUGAGGAAAUCUGGCGGGAGUAUUAGAAUGUCAAUAAAAAAUGGGUUUACAGAUUG